AUGCCAUUUGCUGAUUUUGACGAUAUUCUCGGAUUGGAUUGGUUGACUGGAUACGAGGCAAUUAUAGAGUGUGCUAAAAGGAGGAUUACACUGACCACACCUAUAGGAAGAGUUAGAUUUCAUGGGACGACACUUCUGCCAUGUCCACAUUUUCUGGAUAAUCCUCAGUACACCGAUUGUGUUGUAGCGGGUUUGAUUACCUCAGAGUCUGGGGAGGAGUCUUCUAUAUCUAUACCUGUUGUGCAGUACUAUAUGGAUGUCUUUCCUGAUGAUCUACUAGGAUUGCCACCUAGGAGGGAGAUUGACUUUGUGAUUGAGGUGUAUCCGGGUACAAAUCCUAUUUCUAUACCACCAUACAGGAUGACACUAGCAGAGCUGAAGGAGUUAGACACCCAGUUGACAGCACCUUCCCGUAUUGCGGAAGAUGCCAACUUAGAGUAA
This is a messenger RNA of Tripterygium wilfordii, 441 nucleotides long. RefSeq lists its product as uncharacterized. The record is from RefSeq and is a predicted model, not a curated record. The coding region runs from base 1 to 441 and encodes 146 amino acids. The transcript has 2 exons. Lineage: Eukaryota; Viridiplantae; Streptophyta; Magnoliopsida; Celastrales; Celastraceae.